Molecule: messenger RNA, 1596 nt
Organism: Melospiza georgiana
Lineage: Eukaryota; Metazoa; Chordata; Aves; Passeriformes; Passerellidae
Gene: POU2F3
Product: POU class 2 homeobox 3
Biological process (GO): regulation of transcription by RNA polymerase II
Cellular component (GO): nucleus
Molecular function (GO): DNA-binding transcription factor activity, RNA polymerase II-specific; RNA polymerase II cis-regulatory region sequence-specific DNA binding
Source: RefSeq, a predicted model, not a curated record
AUGGGCCUGACGCCAGGCUGCUGGGUGUCAGGGCACCCGAGGGAGCCGGAGGUGGGGCGAGGCGUGGCAGCCCGCAUGCUCACCUGGCCCUGCAUGGCAACAGGCAAUGGAGCUCUAGGAGCCUUGGGCUGCGGACCCACGGCCGCUUCCAGAGGCAGCGGGUGGCAGAGGAGGGAGGGCAAACUGGCAGCCCCUGGCAACCUGGGGCUGACGGCAGCAGGCUGGGCACACCGCGGAUUUCCCCCCGCCGGCAGGAUGGUGAACCUGGAGUCCGUGCACGCAGCUGUCCCCGAAGGAGAGAGUGGCCCCGGGUGUGGUGGCAGCCAUCACUUCAAGGAGAUCAAGAUGAGCGGGGAUGCUGCAGAUUCCACAGACACCCGGCACGAGCCUGACCAGGUGGAGCCAGGGAAUGAACAGAAUGGGCUGGACUUUAACAGGCAGAUUAAAACCGAGGACCUCAGCGACUCCUUGCAGUCUGCCAUCCCCCCUCGGUCGGGGCACCUCGUGCAGGGAUCAUCCAUGAUGCCAGGGAGCCAAAUUGCAGGGGACAUGAGCUCUCUCCACACCCUGCAGCAGCUGGUGUUGCUUCCUGGGCACAUGCAGUCAGUCCCCCAGUUCCUCCUGUCCCAGUCUCAGGCAGGACAACAAGCUUUGCAGCCAAACCUCCUCUCCUUCCCUCAGCAGCAGGGCAGCCUCCUCCUCUCCCAGCCCGGACCCAGCCUGGCCUCGCAGGCUGUGGGUCGCUCUGGCCUGCCUGGCUCCUCGGUUGAGCCCCACCUGGACGUCCCCCAGCACCUGCAGGUGGCAAAGCACCUGGCCCCAGCAGGGGCAUCUGAGGAGCCCAGCGACCUGGAGGAGCUGGAGAAGUUUGCAAAGACUUUCAAACAAAGGAGGAUCAAGCUGGGGUUCACACAGGGGGACGUUGGCCUGGCCAUGGGGAAGCUCUACGGCAAUGACUUCAGCCAGACCACGAUCUCCCGCUUCGAGGCUCUCAACCUGAGCUUCAAGAACAUGUGCAAGCUCAAGCCCCUGCUGGAGAAGUGGCUCAGUGAUGCAGAAUCUGCUCCUUUGGAUUCCUCCAUGAGCACCCCCAACUCCUACCCCUCAGUGAACGAGAUGUUUGGACGGAAAAGGAAGAAGAGGACCAGCAUUGAGACCAACAUCCGCUCCACGCUGGAGAAGAGAUUCCAAGAUAACCCCAAGCCCAGCUCAGAGGAGAUCUCCUUGAUAGCAGAGCAGCUCUCCAUGGAGAAGGAAGUGGUUCGGGUCUGGUUCUGCAACCGGCGCCAGAAGGAGAAGCGGAUCAGCUGCCCCAUGCCAUCCCCCAUCAAAUCACCCAUCUACAACUCCAGACUGGUCUCUACCUCAGGCUCCUUGGGGCCCCUCUCCGUCAAUCCCGUGCACAGCACCAUGCCUGGGACUGUGACAUCCUCGUGCUCCCCAGGGAACUCCAGCAGGCCCUCGUCCCCUGGCAGUGCCCUCCAUGCCAGCAGCCCUGGCACAGCCCAGAGCAACUCCAAAGCUGCCAUGAACUCCUCUGGCUUCAACUCUUCAGGCUCCUGGUACCGAUGGAACCAGCCCACCUACCUCCACUGA